AUGGAGGACCCGAAGAGAGGAAAAGCUCCCGCGUACGAGACUUGGCCACAGAGAAAAGAGCAGAAGAAGAUGCUCUGUUCGCGACGAGAGGCUACCUUGCGGGCAACUAGGCUGCUGUGCGAAAAGGAAGGGGAGAGCAGCAAGGAGAGAAAGGAGAAAGCGAAUAUGCAGCAGAAUGCUCUGGAUACACCGCCUGCGGCGAAUGAGGCUGGCAAGGCAGAGUCAGAUUGGCGGAAGAAGAAGGCAAUCGAGGUAGAUAUCCUCGUGUUAAAUCAGUGGAAAGUGCUUUAUGACCAGAAGUAUAAUAUCCCUGACGCGAUGGAGCAGCUCGAGCUCGAAGAGAAGCAAGGCCAAGACGAGGAGAGGGAAAGGGAGAGCCAAAAAGUGCCAGAGGACGACUGGGUUGUUGUCGCGGAUGAUUUUGGCAUAUUGGUCUUUAAGGAUGAUGGUCCAGACGAGCUAAAGAUUUAG
Messenger RNA from Trichoderma virens Gv29-8, 471 nucleotides. RefSeq lists its product as uncharacterized. Lineage: Eukaryota; Fungi; Ascomycota; Sordariomycetes; Hypocreales; Hypocreaceae. Bases 1 to 471 code for a protein of 156 amino acids. The record is from RefSeq and is a predicted model, not a curated record. The transcript has 3 exons.